Molecule: messenger RNA, 1390 nt
Organism: Engraulis encrasicolus (European anchovy)
Lineage: Eukaryota; Metazoa; Chordata; Actinopteri; Clupeiformes; Engraulidae
Gene: tmem237a
Product: transmembrane protein 237a
Exons: 11
Coding region: 45-1166 (373 amino acids)
Biological process (GO): cilium assembly
Cellular component (GO): ciliary transition zone
Source: RefSeq, a predicted model, not a curated record
CCCCUUCUGGCCUGGUGGUGUAAAGCCAAGACACAGGAGAUGAGAUGCCCAUGGCGAAAACCAAGAAGAAGAAAGCCAAGAAGGAAGUGAUGGAAGCCGACAGCCCGGAGAAGAAGACACUAGCAGGUCCAGAGGAAGGCGUGGAGCUGGAGGGUUUUACCAGCAGGCGUGAGUCUCGUGUGAGCCAGAGCCAGAGUCAGGAGCCCCUGACGCUAGAGACGGCCCCCAGCCCACCACAGAAGAAGAAAAAGAAAAAGAAGACUCAAAACCUUGACCUAGAGGCAGAGCAGGGAGAUCUGGCCAAUGGUGAGCUGGGGGAGGGGCCUGCAGCGGAUGGGGAGGAGCCAGGAGUCACCAGGAGGACCAAGAGGAAGAAGAAGCCAAAGCCGGUGGAGAUGCACUUCCAUAAUGAGUUGACACUGGAGGAGGAGGAGGAGCUCUCUGAUGGCCACGGCUCCAUCCCCCAGCGCUCCCUCUUCUCAGCCCCGCCCAUGGGCAAGGUGUUCGUCGAGAGGAACCGCCAGUUCCCACCAGACCGUCUGGAUCUGGGUCUGGAUGAGUUCAUGGAAGUCAGAACCAUGUGGUCCACACGAGACGUCGCCAUGCGAGUACACAGCGGAUUCAGGAUCAUAGGCCUGUUCUCCCAUGGUUUCCUGGCUGGCUACGCGGUGUGGAACAUCAUUGUGGUGUACACGUUGGCUGGGGAGCAGCUUUCGACGUUGCGCAACCUCCUGCAGCAGUACCACCCGCUGGCCUACCCAGCGCAGUCUCUACUGUACCUGCUCAUCACCAUCAGCACCGUCUCGGCUUUCGACAGGGUGAAUCUGGCGAAAGCUUCACUGGCCCUGAGGGGACUGCUGACCAUGGACCCUGCUGCUCUGGCAUCCCUAUUGUACUUCACCGCGCUCAUCCUCACUCUGAGCCAACAGAUGACAAGCGAUCGCAUCCACCUUUACCCCUCAGCCAACGAAACGCUUUGGCCUCCCGGUACAGAACAGCAACUGCUGAAGCCGUGGGUGGUGGUGAACGUGGUGGUGGCUCUACUGGUGGGCUUAGCCUGGAUGUUCAUCUCCACACGACCAGACAUGGACUACACUGAAGAGUUUCUCAUGGCGAUGGAAGUGGAAGACUACAAGCACGAGGAGAAGAUAGAUAGCCCCACAUGAACGCCGCCAUCUGCAUGACCUCUAUGACCUCUAGCAUCACAUCCAUCACGUCUAAAUCACAUCCAUCAUGACCUCAGAGAAAUCUAAAAUCACUGAGAAGGGUCAGCGGCUGAAGAUGUGUGGAUGGUACUGCAUCUCUAGUUGGCGAUCGCAGGCCAAUGAAAAAUGAAUGAGUUUCAAUGGAGCUGCCAAAAAUAACUUGGCUAAGGCGUAUGUUUUCUCAU